AUGGGAGGUAUAGGAACUAGUGUAAUGUCCAAUACCGACCCUUUUGCAACGACUUGGAGUGGAUUAACACCACAAGCCGUAAUUAACUCAGAGGCUCCAUCCAGAGAUGAUCCAAUAACUGUUUACUACUACUUUGCUGACAAUCUGCCGGAGGAAUAUCGAAGCAUCGUUUACGAUACCAUCGAUGACAUAGAGGAUGCUGCGCCUGGUAUUCAAUUUAAGUAUAACAGUACAGCAACCAAUCGUAUUCGCAUUUGCUAUGGGGCAGAGUGCAAAUCUGCUGUUGGAAUGGUUGGAGCUCAGCAAAAUUUACAGCUAGCGAACUGGGCUCAAAAAGGUGAUGUAUUACACGACUUCAUGCAUGCAUUAGGAUUCCUACACGAACAUCAGCGUGAAGAUCGUGACCUAUAUGUUACAUGUUGGAGCAAAGAUACUGCCAACUAUGUAAAAAAAGGUAUGGCUAUUGGAAGGUACGAUGCUGAUUCUGUCAUGCAUUAUCCCGACAUUCGAGGUGAUCUGAACUGUCAUAACUUGUGGGCACCUCGCCAGUGUAAGCGGUUGAGCAAUGGUGACAAAGUUGGGCUCAAUAAAUUGUAUCCACCUGUAAGGCAACCUCGCGUUUACAAUCCAGAAAAAGGUUACACAGAUUUAUACUAUUGCGGAAGGCAUAACAUGGAAAAUAAUAAUGCACCAUUUGGUAAAAUUAGUGUAGAUGGUUAUUGCGGUCCAAACAAUGGCCCGAACUGUCCAAGUUGCCGAGAAUAUGGUGGUAUACAAACGUGGUGUAAUGAUGAAGGAAGUUAUGCAACGCAAGGAGAAACAGGCUUAUUUUAUUGUGGAAGAAGAUUUACGGCUAGAGAAAAUGAAAGACGAUAUCACGAUGGCUUUUGUGGGCCCAACAAUGGCCCGCAUUGUGACUCUUGUCGGAGGCUUCUUGAAUAA
Rotaria socialis is the source of this 942-nucleotide messenger RNA. Lineage: Eukaryota; Metazoa; Rotifera; Eurotatoria; Philodinida; Philodinidae. The record is from the annotation of a GenBank genome assembly.